Molecule: messenger RNA, 2157 nt
Organism: Closterium sp. Yama58-4
Lineage: Eukaryota; Viridiplantae; Streptophyta; Zygnematophyceae; Desmidiales; Closteriaceae
Source: the annotation of a GenBank genome assembly
AUGCCGGAGGAGUAUAUCUCAGAUCACGGCUUUGCUAUAAAAGUCGCUUUCAAAAUAAAGGCCACAGCUCACCAGGGCCCAGGAAUCUGGAGGUUGCACGCAGCAACCAUCGGUAGGCCAGGGGUUCGGAAAACGGUAGAGGCCGCUCUGGCCAAGGCAGAGGCGAGCGGCGGGGAUGAUUUCGAGUUAUUGCUGGGCAGACUUAAUGCGGGCCUGCGGUCAUACAUGAAAGAGGAGAGGAAGCGGAUUAGUAAGACCACGGCGCAGCUAGCGGACGUGGUGGCAGAGUUACGGCAAGAACAGAUGCGGAACCCUGGCUGCCAGCGCACACGGGAUCUACUGCUGCUGCACGACGACGACCAGGUGCUGCUGCCGGGGAAGAAGCUGAGCUCUGACGCGGUGGCGGCACUGGAGGCUGACUGGUCGGAGCAGGAGGUGAAGCAAGCUUUCAAAGCUUUGGCUAAUAAUAAAUCGCCAGGGAGAGACGGUCUUCCGAAGGAGCUUUUUGAGCAGAACUGGGAUGUCUUGGGGAGAGAUUUCAUGAAGUUGGCUCGAAGCUUCUCGGAUACGGCCUUGCUCCCUGCCAGCAUCAAAGAAGCGGUCACCAUUUUGCUUCAUAAAAAGGGAGACAAGGACAAUCUGGACAAUUACCGCCCAAUCACCCUGCUCAACUUCACUUACAAGAUCCUGGCGAGAGUGGUUGCGGAUAGGAUGAAGCAGUGGCUCCACCUAGUGAUAUCGGAGGAGCAGUACGGGUUUAUACCCGGGAGGAGAAUGUCUGAUGCGAUUGGGAUAGUGGCGGACGCUGUCGAAGUAGCAAAAAAAGGCGACGAAGAUUGGUACAUGCUCCUGGUGGAUUUCCGCAAAGCGUUCGAUUCGGUGUCUCGGCGCUACCUUUUCUCGGUCCUGAGAGAUAUGGGUUUCCCGGAAAGGUUCGUAGGCUGGGUGGAGGGCCUGCACAAAGACACAACGACAAGGCUGUUAGUCAACGGCUGGCUGGGGGAGGCGGUGGCUGUAAGGUCAGGAGUGAGGCAGGGUUGCCCGCUUGCCCCCUACCUUUUUCUUUGUGCGGUGGAGCCACUAGCACAGGAGGCGUGUAGGCGGAAACUGGGCCUCUGCAACAAAGCUGAGCAACGGUUAGUCUACCUGGGCUAUGCGGAUGACACGACGUUGUUUUUGGAAGGGAAGCGGCAAAUUGCCAGGGCGGAGAAACUUCUGGAACAGUUCGCUGAGAUUAGUGAACCAACCUGGGUGAAAGCUUUCGAAAAAAUAACGGUGGAGCUGAUCAAGUGGAAAGCGCUCUUCCUUACAAUCGCAGCAAGGGUGGUGAUUAUUAACUGCUACAUCACGCCCAAGGUCGCUUACCAGGCGCAUGUUUACCCACCACCGGAAGGAAUUUGGAAGAAGCUGAUGAAGUUGUUUCAUAACUUCCUGUCUGGAAAUAAUGCGUCGGCGGACGGAGGCUUUGUGCUGUGGAGCUGGGAUCUCCUCUCCACACCGCGAGCAGAUGGGGGGCUUGGUGUACUGGAUCCGGAGGUCCUCAUGGCCUGCCUCGCGGCUAGGAGGAUAGCUGGGCUUCUGACGGAGGGUAACGGCAAGAAAAAAGAAAUCAUGCUCAAAGCGGCGGGGCUCCCGAUGGGUGAGGAUACUUUCAUGGCGCACGAAAAGGUGUUAAAGCACUGGCCGGGUGAUGGAGAACGCUGGAAGCAGACGUGCGAAGUCUUCCUGAAAUCGCCUCUUGCGGAUACAGGGAAAGUUUGUAGCAAAGAGGAGGUGGCGCAGGAGAGAAUUAUUUUUAACAGGAACGUGUUGCUGAACGGUACAAACCCAGUGGAGGGGCAGAAGGAGGCGAAGGGGCUAUGGGAUACAUGCAUGGGGGACUUGGUAACCAAGACGCCUACAGGCGAAGCUGUGAUCAAGGACAUGGACGCCCUAGAGAAGGAGCUGAGGAGCAAGGACUCGGCUCGGCUGGCUCUCAAAGCUUUCGCAGCAGCUCCUGAGGAGUGGAAGUCCCUGCUGAUUCCCAACGGCAUUGCUGGAGGGGAAGGGGAGAUAGAAGGUGGCACAGCGGCAGCCAGGGGGAGGAGCUGCAGUGCCUCGGCCUCAAUCUUCCGUUAUCUCGGGGCUCCGUCGUGCCUUGCGCAUGCUCAAUCCUGA